Molecule: messenger RNA, 1245 nt
Organism: Phragmites australis (common reed)
Lineage: Eukaryota; Viridiplantae; Streptophyta; Magnoliopsida; Poales; Poaceae
Product: protein PGR-like
Exons: 4
Coding region: 99-977 (292 amino acids)
Cellular component (GO): membrane
Source: RefSeq, a predicted model, not a curated record
CAGCAAGCUAAAAAGACCCCAAAUUCGCUCCACCUCCACUGGCGCCGGCGGCUCCCGUCACGGACCGCAGCUGACCCUGCGAGGCAUCCGCCCCCGCCAUGGCGAUCCCCGCCGCCUCCUCUCUCGCGGUCCGGUCGGCCAUAGGCGCGGCGCUGGCCGCCGUCAUCGCCGCGCGCGCGGUCCGCCGCCGCUCCCUGGACGCCUCGGGCGGGGCCGCGGGGUUCGUCGUCAUGGCGGUCCACAUCGCCUGCGGCUAUAGGUACGGCGCGAUGCUGCUGGCCUUCUUCUUCACGUCGUCCAAGGUGACCAAGAUCGGGGAGAACCGCAAGCGCUGCGUCGAGGAGGAUUUCAAGGAGGGCGGUCAGCGCAACUGGAUCCAGGUUCUAGCAAAUAGCACAAUUGCCACUAUAUUAGUUGUGAUAUAUGUGCUAAUGACUGGGGGACAAGAUCGGUGUUUGGACUCAAAUGAUUCAAAGGUUAUAACUGGUUUAAUAGGUGGUAUCAUUGGCCACUACUGUUGCUGCAAUGGAGAUACUUGGUCAUCUGAAAUUGGUGUGCUUAGUGAUGAACAACCAAGGCUUAUUACUACUCUGAAGCCUGUCAGGAAGGGUACGAAUGGUGGAGUGACCUUACAAGGACUUCUUGCUGCCACAGCAGGUGGCCUUACCAUUGGUCUCACUUUCGUUGUUGUUGGACUGUUGACAGCUCAAUGUCCUUUUGAUAUGGCCCUCUGGCAGCUACUAGUACUACCCAUCUCUGCUGGUGCUGGUUUGCUUGGGAGUCUAAUUGAUUCAUUGCUGGGUGCCACACUUCAGUUCAGUGGAUACUGCAGUGUUCGGAAGAAGGUGGUUAGUAAAAGUGGUCCUACGGUCACCAAGAUCUCUGGGAUGACCCUCCUGGACAAUGAUGCUGUUAAUGCAGUAUCUGUGCUACUAACAACCGUGCUUACAGCUUAUGCGUGCAUCUGCAUUUUCUAGAAACUGAAGGUUUGUGGACCUUUCACUCGUUUCUGAAGCUUGAUCUCAUGUAUAAUCACGAAGGGGCGGAUGGCAUGACGUCUAUUACAAGCAGAAUGACACUGAAAUGACGAAUUCCAAGGGUUACUUGAUGAGCAAAAUUUGAUCAGUUUGAUGAUUUCAAGCAAAGAUUGUUUGGUUAAAUGCUUAUGUAAGUUGUAAGGUGUCAAUUUGUGUACAAACACAUCUACAUACACUUCAAUAUAAACUAGACUUGGAUGUUCUUGAA